Messenger RNA from Scophthalmus maximus (turbot), 1414 nucleotides. RefSeq names its product transmembrane protein 82-like. NCBI's taxonomy places the organism in Eukaryota, Metazoa, Chordata, Actinopteri, Pleuronectiformes, Scophthalmidae. The record is from RefSeq and is a predicted model, not a curated record. The transcript is spliced from 6 exons. The coding region runs from base 302 to 1324 and encodes 340 amino acids.
UGCCUGAUUGCUCUGUAAACCUAAUCAUCGUUUUCUUUAAGAGGGCUUUCAGCCCCCUUCAUCAGGAAAUGGUGAGACUGACGACCAAGCUCAAAUCAAAUUUGACCUUUGGAACUAGAGCGUGGAGCACAAUCAGACUUCAUCAAUAGGAAGAAAUCUUUACCCACGGUUUCACUUACAGGGGUUCAGCAGAGAUCGACUUGUUCUCCACUCUCUUUACUGGACAGGUUUCAGAUUGUGGUAGCAUGAGUGGGGGGAGAUCAUAGUGCUCUUGUGUGUGUGUGACCUUCGGAAAACAAGCAUGUUUCUGCCCAUCUCCUGGAUCCUGGGAACUUCUGAAUGGACGCCUUUCGAUGCAAACCUAACUGACUGUUUUCUUCGUGGUCUCGUGGGCGCAUGUGGAAUAUCAGUGCUGUGCAAUCUGAUGAGAGUUUACCACUUCAUUCAAACAUGCAGUGAUUCUGAAACUGAGAGCAAGCAGAGGUCACCCUCACCGGUCAGUCCUCCGAGACUGAACUGGAGAGCGGCGCUCCAGUUCUGGUACCUGACGUUCGUCCUGUCUCUGGUGGGCUCACGGGUUGCGUCUCUCCUAGUGCUGGAGUUUUCUCUCCGAGCUGUUUCCUCUUGGGUAUCAGCCGGACUGGAUGCCAAUGGCCGAGGCCCAGCCCUCCUCCUGAUCCAGUGCCAGUUUUCCCUGGGUUGCUGCUUCACCUGUACUCUGGUGUUCCUCCAUCAGGGGGCUCCACACAGCUCCCUCAACUUGUUUCUGGAUGCUGCACUCAGCUGGGCACUGGCGAGUGUCAGCUGCAGUCUGUUGAGCCAUGCGGCCAGACUCUACCCACUGCAUAGCACAGAGCAUUACUGUGGGAAAUGCAUCACCCUCCUGACCUCUGGACACACCAUACUGGCUUCAUUGCAAAGAGCGGUCAUCUUGGUUUUUGCUCUAGCGACUGUGGCUUCCUUCGCCACAGUUUAUGAACACUUCCUGUCCCAGAAGGAUGCGCUCAAGUUUUGGACUCCACUGACACUCUGCUACACUAUGCUGGUGGUCUAUAUCCAAGAGGAUCAGAAUCGGCAGAUCGGAGCAGAGGGCCUCUUCCACACUGCAGUGCUGCGACAGGGAGCCUUACUGGUGCUCAUGCUGACGGUGGGCGACUGGUCUGACGUCCUCCAGGUCCUCAUCACGUUCCUGGGAGAGGCAGCCUGUCUGCUGCCCUCUCAGGACCUUCUGCAGGACAUGUUAAAGGAGGAAGAUGACACAAGCCUGAGUGAGCAGACCUCCAGUCACAAAACAAAGAAACUCACAAAGGAGAUUGUGAGAUGACAGCUGAUGAUGAACCUGAAGUCCACCUCAUUACUACCUCAAAUAUUAAGAUACACCCAUAGUCAACAUUACUGUUAAUAAAAUGAUUAU